Molecule: messenger RNA, 967 nt
Organism: Ficedula albicollis (Collared flycatcher)
Lineage: Eukaryota; Metazoa; Chordata; Aves; Passeriformes; Muscicapidae
Product: POU domain, class 6, transcription factor 1-like
Exons: 8
Coding region: 107-967 (286 amino acids)
Source: RefSeq, a predicted model, not a curated record
CUGCAGCCCUUCCCGGGAGCCCCACCCAGCCCCGUGCCCGGCCAGGGGGGCAGAGCAGACAGUGGCAUGUGGCAGGUGUGACCCUGCCCACCUGUGCCAGCUCACCAUGGAGCAGGGGCAGCCCCAGGAGGCCCUGCUGACGGUCAACGAGCAGGUGAUUGUCAUGUCCGGCCAUGAGACCAUCCGGGUGCUGGAGGUGGGGGUGGAUGGGGACCCCAAAACGGCCGGGGAGGGUGCGGGGGGGUCCCCGGCACAGGGGGGCCCCCCAGGUGCGGAGGACGCUCCCACCAGCACCCCGAGCUCGUCCGGAGGGGAGGCGGCAGGUGAGAGACCCCCCACCCUUCCCUUCCCGGGACCCCCGGGAUCCCCCUGUGCCCCCGGGAUCCCCCUGUACCCCCCGGUCUCUCCUCCUCCGGAUCCCCCUGUGCCCCCGGGAUCCCCCUGUACCCCCCGGUCUCUCCUCCUCCGGAUCCCUCUGUGCCCCCGAGGGGUGUCCCAGGCCGGGCGGGGGGGCCCCGUGGGGGUGUUGGCUCAGGAAAGCUUAGCCACAGGUGUGACAGGAGUAAUGGUUCCGGCAGGGACAGUUACUCAACCUCUUCUUAUCCCCAUCAGUAUUGCAGGUCAGGUGACAGGCCAGCAGGCGCUGGCCCUGGUGACAAUUCCCACAGCAACGCUCGCCGCGCUCCCGGGACUGACGCCGGCGGCACCUGCGGGGGCGAUUUUCAAACCGUUCGAGAAGCUGGACAUCCCCUGUGUCCCCCUCUGUGUCCCCCCUGAGUGUUCCCCUAAGUGUCCCCUGUGUCACCCUGAGUGUCCCCAUGUCCCCUACCCCCGCAGCCAGCGGCACUUUGGCCACUGGUUCUGUCCUUGGGCCACCAGUUCCCUGCACCACCACACCUGGACUUGUGUCCACACCUGGACCCAUGUCCAGCACGUCUGGGGCAGUGUCCACCACACGUUGCACUGA